ACAACCCACAACUAUUAAUAAUAGCUGACCAUAAUUACGCAGAUAGCUUUACACCAAAACAGAUCACACCUUUCAACACAGACUUAUUGUCUUAUCUGAAUACUAAAUUUGUAUACCUCGAAUUCACUGUUAAAAGAACAACGACCAAGUUAUACGAAGAUUUAAUAAGAAAACAGUGCGAACUAGAAAAACAGAUACUGCUUCAAAAACUAUCCAUUGCUUCCUAUUCGCUUAGUGAAUUUGCGUAUUUAAUAGGAGAGGGACCAGGCUAUACAGCCAUAAAAACGGGAGAAAUAAUCUACCUACAAAAAUGUGUUCCAAUAAACGUCAACUUAAACUUCCAAGAUAGAUGCUUUAACGAACUACCAGUCUCCGUCAACAAUAAAACAUACUAUAUGACACCAAAAAAUCACAUACUGCAAAACUUUGGUACACAAAUAGACUGCAACGAAUUUAUACCAGCUGCUUUCGCAAGUGAUGCAAAAAGAUGGAUUGCAUUAACUCCAAAACCUCACAAAAUAAAUCCUCCUCAAAAAUUGAAACCAGCUACCACACUAUCCUGGUCUUAUGAAA
Cinara cedri is the source of this 573-nucleotide messenger RNA. Lineage: Eukaryota; Metazoa; Arthropoda; Insecta; Hemiptera; Aphididae. The record is from the annotation of a GenBank genome assembly.